AAACAGUUGCUUAUGUUUAUAACUGGCAUCGGAGGCUCCAGUAAAAGCCAUGUGAUUUGCACGACAGUCGAAAUGUUCAGACAAUGUGGGGCUCUGGAGAAAUUAACAUUGAGCGCACCUACAGGUAGUGCCGCUGUCUUGAUCGAUGGCUACACAAUCCAUGCAUUGACCUUUUUACCAAAA
Molecule: messenger RNA, 183 nt
Organism: Suillus subalutaceus
Lineage: Eukaryota; Fungi; Basidiomycota; Agaricomycetes; Boletales; Suillaceae
Exons: 1
Source: RefSeq, a predicted model, not a curated record